Molecule: messenger RNA, 1698 nt
Organism: Paramecium octaurelia
Lineage: Eukaryota; Ciliophora; Oligohymenophorea; Peniculida; Parameciidae
Source: the annotation of a GenBank genome assembly
AUGAGAUAAAAAUUAUAACUUAAAGGAGACACUUCACUUUCGUAAUCAGCAAUAUAAAGAAGAAAUUCAAAUCAAAGAUACAAGUCUCCAAUCCAAGGAAGAAAAUUAUUUUUAAGUCAUGUGAUUUAGACUCCAUUAAGUUAAUAAUAUGGAUAGACUCAGCAAUAAUAAUAAUAACAUCAACAGAACCAAAUUAUAUAGGGAAGAUCACAUAGUCAAUCUAAUGUAGUAUUUCAGGAUGAGAUUCCUUAGAAAUGGCCAAUAAUACAAUUGCCAUUCCUAAAGAAUACAGAGCCAACCAUAUUCUUCUAGUACCCUCCAGUCUGUGAGGAUAAAAGACCUUUAGUGAAUGCCAGACCUAUGACAGAAGAGGAAAUCAAGAAGUACUCAUUAACAUGCAAAGUGUUGGGGUCUGCUCCAUAUAAAUGCGUAUUAACCUCAUUUGAUUGGGCAGGCUUUAAAAGAAUAGAUGAAGAUGACGAAGAUGAGGAAUGGAAUGUGUAAUGGGGAAUUGGCAACAAAACAACUUUGAGAAACAUGAAUAGAUUUUAAAAAAUAAAUCAUUUCCCAGGAUGUUGGAAUAUGGGUAGAAAAGAUUUAUUAUGGUUAAAUUUAAGUAAAUUCAAAAGGAAAUACCCUAAAGAAUAUAAUUUUAUUCCAAAUACUUAUUUAUUGUAGUAUGAUUACGAUAGGUUCAUAAUGGCCUAGGAAGCUGCUUAGAAGGAUACGUUGUGGAUUAAGAAACCUUGUGCAGAUUCUAGAGGAAGAGGCAUUACAAUGGUGAGCAAGAAGUCAAAGGUUAAGAGAGACAAAAACUUUUUAAUUAUGGAUUACAUUUAUAAUCCUCAUUUAAUUAAUGGAUUCAAAUAUGAUUUACGAGUCUAUGUCUUAAUAUCAUGCUUUGAUCCCUUGAGAGUGUAUAUGUAUAAGGAUGGCCUGGUAAGAUUUGCUACUCAGAAGUACUCUACAAAUUCAAAGGAUCUAACCAAGAGGUAUAUUCAUUUGACCAAUUUUGCUGUGAAUAAACUAUCACCCAAUUUUGUAAAGAAUUAAAACUCUUAAAAAGAUGAUGAAGGAUCAAAAUGGUCUCAUCAUGCCUAUCGAAAAAAACUAGAUGAAUUAGGAGUUGAUUCAAGAGAAUUGUUCAAUAGAAUUAAAGAUGUGGUGCUAAAAACUUGUAUUGCAACAGAACCAUUUAUGUUGGAUAGUAAUGCCAAAUCUCAAGAACACAGAUAUGGGUAUUUUGAAUUAUAUGGAUUCGAUGUACUCAUUGAUGAAAAUCUUAAACCUUGGGUAUUAGAGGUCAAUGUGUCGCCAUCUUUGAAUUCCAGUUCGCCUCUAGAUAAAAAGAUUAAGACCUCUUUAAUUUCAGAUGUCUUACACCUUGUCGGAGUGCCGCUUUGGGAUAAGAAGAAUUACAAAAUUUCAUCCCCUCCCAAAUAUAAUCAAAGGAAUAUAAAAGAAAUCCCAAAUAUCAACACUUCCAAUUGCUUGAAUAAGUUAUCGUAGAAUGAUUUCAAUAUGCUCAUUCAAACUGUGGAAGAGGUUAAAAGAAGAGGGAAGAACUUUUCAUGCAUAUUUCCAAACCCUAAAACUAUUCACUAAUAUAUGGAUCUAUUUGAAUUUCCUAGAUAUAAUAAUAAACUGAUUGAACGCUUUUAUCAAGACAGAUGUAAUUGGUUGUCUAGAUUUAAUUGA